CCUCUGUUUUUUCAUCUCUGCGUUUAGCCCCUUUAACAGGCUCUGUAUCUUUUUUAUUUUUUUUUUCUCCUUUUAAUUUACUAAUGAUUAUUUGUUUUCAUAGAUAACAUUUUCAUAGCUUCAGCUGUUGAAUCAUAGUUUCAGCAAGUAACAUUCUCUACACGAAAUACAUAAAUUAAAAAAAAAAAAAAAACAUUUUUUGGUUUAAUUUUGAUAUUAGACUUUGCUGUGAAGUUGAAUUGUAAAUUGAAUUCUGUAUCAGUGUUUUUCAAAAUAGGCGAAUAGAGAGAGAUGUCUUUGAGGUUUUGAUCUAUUAGGGUUUUUCUGGCUUUGAAUUAGUUUUGUUUAUUGAGAGCGACAUGGACAAGAAGAAGGUGGCGGUACCUUUAGUGUGCCACGGACAUUCGCGACCUGUUGUGGAUUUGUUCUACAGUCCUAUUACUCCUGAUGGGUUUUUUCUCAUCAGUGCCAGCAAAGAUUCUAGUCCAAUGCUGAGAAAUGGGGAGACUGGAGAUUGGAUUGGGACCUUUGAAGGACACAAAGGUGCAGUGUGGAGUUGUUGCCUGGAUACUAAUGCAUUACGUGCAGCAUCUGCCUCUGCAGACUUUACAGCGAAAUUGUGGGAUGCAUUGACUGGGGAUGAAUUACACUCCUUUGACCAUAAGCACAUUGUUCGGGCAUGUGCAUUUUCAGAGGAUACGCAUCUUCUACUCACCGGUGGAAUGGAGAAACUUCUUCGUAUAUUUGACUUGAAUCAUCUUGAUGCACCCCCAAGAGAAGUUGGCAGUUCGCCUGGUUCAAUUAGAACUGUUGCAUGGCUUCACAGUGACCAGACCAUAUUAAGUUCUUGUACUGAUAUUGGUGGUGUGAGGUUAUGGGACAUAAGAAGUGGCAAAAUUGUUCAAACACUAGAGACAAAGUCACCUGUAACUAGUGCUGAAGUGAGUCAGGACGGUCGCUACAUUACUACAGCUGACGGGUCUACAGUCAAAUUUUGGGAUGCAAAUCACUUUGGGCUUGUGAAGAGCUACAAUAUGCCGUGCAACACUGAAUCAGCUUCAUUGGAACCGAAAUUUGGAAAUAAAUUUGUGGCUGGUGGAGAAGAUAUGUGGAUCCAUAUAUUUGAUUUCAAUACAGGAGAGCAGAUUGGAUGCAAUAAGGGUCACCAUGGUCCUGUUCACUGUGUGCGAUUCUCGCCUGGGGGGGAAUCCUAUGCUUCAGGAUCUGAAGAUGGAACUAUUAGAAUAUGGCAAACAGGUCCCGCUAAUCUUGACGAGGAUGAUUCACUCUCGAAAAAUGGCCUAACUGGAAAAGUAAAGGUAUCAACUGAUGAUGUUGCACAUAAGAUCGAAGGUUUUCAUAUAAGCAAAGAAGGGAAAACUGCUGAGAAGGACAAGGCAACAGAUGCUUGACUAGGGAUUUAGAUUAUUUAGUGGGAUUUCAUCUUGUUUGUUUUGGUCUUUGCUCGAGUUUCAGUUUGUAGGCACACGUGUGUGACUUUUCGAGGGUUGUUCAUCUGUGGAAAUAAAAUUGACUUAAAUCAUUUAGAAGUUACUUUUCUGCUCGAUAUCUUCUUGAGUC
Molecule: messenger RNA, 1581 nt
Organism: Jatropha curcas
Lineage: Eukaryota; Viridiplantae; Streptophyta; Magnoliopsida; Malpighiales; Euphorbiaceae
Biological process (GO): spliceosomal snRNP assembly
Cellular component (GO): SMN complex
Molecular function (GO): protein binding; RNA binding
Source: RefSeq, a predicted model, not a curated record